UUCUGUUUCCGGAGAUACUCUCGCCGGAUUUUCACACUUCUCCGUUUUUUUUUUGUGUUUUUCACUUUUAAAUUCCUUUUUCCCUGAGCUGCUUCUCGGUGAUUGAAGAUGAUUCAUUUUGGUUGUGAAACUUUGAAUUUUCUGGCAGAAAAAUUGUGUAACUAAGAUUUCUGGGGAUGGAGAUUGAUUUGGGAGCAAACGCAUUCGGCGUCGACUUUCAUCCCUCGCAGAAUCUGGUGGCUACCGGUCUCAUCGAUGGCCAAUUGCAUCUAUACCGAUACAUCCCAGAUUCUACACCUCUCAGGGUUCUUCAAGUUCGGGCACACAAGGAAUCGUGCAGAGCUACUCGGUUCAUCGAUGAUGGGCAAAGAAUCGUCACUGCUUCGGCUGAUUGCUCCAUUUUAGCUACUGAUGUUGAGACUGGCUCUGUUGUUGCCCGCCUCGAGAAUGCUCAUGAGGAGGCCAUUAACGCUUUGAUCAAUGUCACUGAAACAACAGUCGCAUCUGGGGAUGACAGUGGUUGCAUUAAGGUUUGGGACACCAGACAGCGCUCUUGCUGCAAUGAGUUUGGUGCACACGAGGAUUACAUUUCUGGUAUGACCUUUGUGUCUGAAUCAAUGAAAUUGGUGGCAACAAGUGGAGAUGGGACUAUGUCCGUCUGCAAUCUCAGAACAAAUAAGGUCCAAUCUCAGUCUGAAUUUUCUGAAGAUGAGCUGCUUUCUGUUGCUAUAAUGAAGAAUGGCCGUAAGGUUAUUUGUGGAACACAAAGUGGCACCAUCUUGUUGUAUUCAUGGGGAUUUUUCAAGGAUUGCAGCGACCGGUUUGUUGAUCUGUCACCAAAUUCAGUUGAUACUCUAUUAAAGCUUGACGAGGACAGAGUCAUAACUGGAUGCGAUAAUGGAAUAAUUAGCCUCGUCGGAAUACUACCCAACAGAAUAAUACAGCCGAUUGGAGCACAUGAGUUUCCUAUCGAAGAUCUUGCGCUCUCUUACGACAAAAAGUUUCUUGGUAGCACCGCACAUGACAGUACACUGAAGUUAUGGGAUUUGGACGAGAUUCUAGAAUCUUCCAACGGAAACUUGGACAAGGAAGCUGCGGCUUCUGGAGGCAGUGAUAGCGAGAAUGACAUGGAUGUCGAUACCAAUCCUCCCAAGUCUUCUAAAGGAACCAAGAGGAAAACAGCAAGCAAAUCAAAUCCUUCAGACACAAGUAGUUUCUUCGCAGACUUGUAGAAUUUGUCCUGAAACUCUUGUCAUCCUUCAGACACAACAAGCCCCGGUGUUUUUGUUUUUGGUAUUUAAUGCCAUAAAAUGCAAACUUAAAACAGAAGAAGAAUAUCAUGUAUUAAAUAACAAUUUAAAUAAAAUUUUAU
Tarenaya hassleriana is the source of this 1372-nucleotide messenger RNA. RefSeq names its product WD repeat-containing protein 55. Lineage: Eukaryota; Viridiplantae; Streptophyta; Magnoliopsida; Brassicales; Cleomaceae. The record is from RefSeq and is a predicted model, not a curated record. Gene Ontology annotation, molecular function: protein binding. The transcript is spliced from 15 exons. Bases 177 to 1232 code for a protein of 351 amino acids.